AUGGGCAGCUUUCUUAUGAAUUUCCAAGGGCCACUGCUUUCAUACAUCAUAUUGCUUUACAUUGUUGUGAACAAAGCCAGAGCUCUCAGUCCUGAUGGUCAAGCACUUGUUAGCUUUAGGACAACCAUUCUGAGUUCGGAUGGUGUCCUUUUGCAGUGGAGACCAGAGGAUCCUGAUCCAUGUGGGUGGAAAGGAGUAAAAUGUGAUCCAAAAUCCAAGAGAGUUACAUCUUUGAGUCUUCCUAAUCACAAGCUGAGUGGAUCUAUAUCAUCAGACGUUGGAAAGUUAGAGCAUUUGCGGUUUUUAGCUCUUCAUGACAACAGCUUUUAUGGGACAGUACCUUCAGCAUUGGGUAAUUGUACAGAGUUGAAAUCAUUGAGUCUUCCUAAUCACAAGCUGAGUGGAUCUAUAUCAUCAGACGUUGGAAAGUUAGAGCAUUUGCGGUUUUUAGCUCUUCAUGACAACAGCUUUUAUGGGACAGUACCUUCAGCAUUGGGUAAUUGUACAGAGUUGAAAUCAUUGUAA
Molecule: messenger RNA, 525 nt
Organism: Ilex paraguariensis (yerba mate)
Lineage: Eukaryota; Viridiplantae; Streptophyta; Magnoliopsida; Aquifoliales; Aquifoliaceae
Source: the annotation of a GenBank genome assembly